Linum tenue is the source of this 3169-nucleotide messenger RNA. NCBI's taxonomy places the organism in Eukaryota, Viridiplantae, Streptophyta, Magnoliopsida, Malpighiales, Linaceae. The record is from the annotation of a GenBank genome assembly.
GUUCCAGUGCGGUACCUGUACACCGUCCUAAUUCCGCUUCCUUGUUCCUUUACCACUCAAAUACCCACCCACCCUUGACGCAAUUUCCAUUUCCAUUGUUUUCCUAUCCUCUUCUUCCUCUUCGCCUUACCCCCUUUCAUUUCUUCCUCCGCUCCUUUUUGCCCUCUCCGUAGGGUUCACCUCUGGCUCCGAUAAACUCUCUCUUAUAUGAUUCCCGGUUUCCAAAUCGUCCAAAGUGUAUUAUUGCUGCUGAUCGUGUUCGCCGUCGCUGGUUCGCUCCUUUUUGCUCCCUUUGGAGGGUUUUCCGUUGUGGUUUUUGCGCUGUAUCCAUGUCUCAGCUCUUCGGAUUCGCUGGAAGCGACGACUUUAACUCUGGGGGCACAGUAUACACGAACCCCAAGGACACGAGCCUCUUUUUGCCGCUUGGUCACCAUGUCGAUCUAUACUAUCCUUCGCGCAAGAGGUCUCGCGUCAGUGUUCCCUUCAUCUUUGAUGGGGGUAUGUUUGAGCCAAAGAAGCAGACUUCUAUCGAGGUUCUGCCCGAUGAGUGUCUAUUUGAGGUCUUCAGAUGCUUGGAAGGACAAGAAAGGAGCGCUUGUGCAUGUGUUUCAAAGCACUUUCUUAACCUUCUCAGCAGCAUCCGCAGGGAAGAGUUUAGCCAUGUGAAAGUUACAGAAACUGUGAUUUCUGAAUCUGUUGAAGAAACUGAAGGUGAUGGUUACCUUUCAAGGAGCUUGGAGGGGAAGAAGGCUACAGAUGUAAGAGUUGCAGCCGUUGCAGUUGGAACUGCUACUCGCGGUGGAUUGGGCAAGCUUUCCAUUCGUGGUUGCAAUUCGAGUCGUAAGGUGACAGAUGUUGGCCUUAAAGCUGUUGGCCGCUGCUGCCCUUCCCUAAGGGUACUUUCUCUCUGGAAAUUGUCAUCUGUGACUGAUGAGGGGCUUUGUGAAAUUGCCGAAGGAUGCCGCCAGCUAGAGAAGCUUGAUCUCUGUCAGUGUCCUGGAAUCACAGACAAGGGCUUGCAGGCUAUUGCAAGGAAUUGUCCCAGUCUUACAGACCUUACAAUAGAGUCGUGUGGGAACAUUGGGAAUCAAGGCCUGCAAGCUAUUGGCCAGUCUUGUGCCAAUAUAAAGUCUGUCUCGAUUAAGAACUGUCCAGCUGUUGGUGAUCAAGGAAUUGCUGGCCUGGUAUCGUCUGCUUCAUAUGCCUUGACAAAGGUGAAGCUUCAGGCUUUGGACAUCAGUGAUGUGUCUUUGGCUGUGAUUGGACACUAUGGCAAGUCGGUUACAGAUCUUAGCCUUUCCAGCCUUCCAAAUGUCAGUGAAAGGGGAUUUUGGGUCAUGGGCAAUGGCCAUGGUCUACAGAAAUUGAGGUCCCUUGCUGUGACAUCCUGCCCUGGGGCCACUGAUGCUGGGAUCAAGUCGGUGGGCAAGGGUUGUCCAAAUUUGAAGCAGUUAUCUAUCAACAAAUGUGCAUUCCUAUCCGACAAUGGGUUAGUUGCAUUCGUGAAGUUCUCAGCAGCACUAGAGAGCGUGCAAUUGGAGGAGUGCCACAGGAUCACCCAGUUUGGGUUUUUUGGUUCCCUUUUAAACUGUGGCACAAAGCUGAAAGCUUUCUCUCUGGUGAACUGCAUGGGCAUUAGGGACUUGACUGCUGAAACACCUUUGCCGCCUUCCCAGUGUGAAUCCCUUCAAUCAGUGUCCAUCCGCAACUGCCCUGGGUUUGGUGAUGGUAGCUUGGCCUUUUUGAGCAAGCUGUGUCCUCAACUGCAGAAUUUGGAAUUCACCGGUCUUCAGGGUGUGACUGAUUCUGGGCUGAUCCUAGUACUCGAGAUGUGCAAGUCUGGGUUAGUGAAGGUCAAUCUCAGUGGUUGCACCAAUUUAUCCGACAGAGUUGUGAUGGAGAUGGCUGAGCACCACGGUUGGACCCUCGAGACCCUGAAUCUCGAGGGUUGUAGCAGGAUCACCGAUGCAAGUUUGGUGGCUAUUGCAAAAAGCUGCCUUUUGAUCAGUGAUCUUGAUGUCUCAAGAUGCUCAAUCACUGAUGGUGGUGUUGGAUCCCUGGCUGCUUCUUCUGGCCUGCUCGGUCUGCAGGUCUUCUCUGUCUCAGGUUGUUCCAUGGUAUCAGAUAAGAGUUUCAAAAGCCUGGUGAAGUUGGGACAGACUCUGUUGGGGUUGAAUCUUCAGCACUGCAGUGCAAUCAGUAGCUGCACCUCGGAACUACUUGUGGAACAACUGUGGAGGUGUGAUGUGCUUUAUUGAAGCAAGAACGGUAUUUGCUACUCAGGAGUAGGCAGCUGCAUCAACAACAGCCUUUUGUGUAGUUUCUUUCGGUCUCCAAUCAGCCGAGUAGGGUUUGCAUUCUUCCUCCGAGGACUUGGUUUCCUUUUUCCUAGGGACAUGGCCAUUCUCUUUUUUUCGCAGGCUUUACCUCCGCCCGAGGGAAGUCUGUUACAAGUCUAUUUAGCUCUCCCUAACAAAUGGGGAGCUCGGUAACUUUCUUUGUGGCCAGUAGUUUCCCUAGAGAAUACAGUCAACUGGGUUCUCGUUCUUCUGCCUUUUUCCCUAGGGGUUUUCUUCCUUCUUCUUCCUGGUGUUUUAGCUCAAGCCUGUUGAUCCCCCAUCAUUGGUGUUUGGGUGAAGCUUUUCCUUGUUUAAGCCAAUCCGUGUCGAGGAGUCGGUCUGUGAGUUCACUACUAGUUAUGGUCUUCUAUCUUCUUUUUGUAAUCAUGUUGUGAGACGUGAUGGUUGUUGGGUUUGUGUUUUCGUCGUAAGGAUGGUAGAGGAGGGGAAAGUCUUGAGAGUCAAUGGUCUUCAUUUACGGGCUGCUUUGUGGGAGUUUGGUGGGGGGGAGUUGGUUUGGCCUGUUGGUUUUUGUCUUGGAGUUCUUGGCCAUGGCAGCAUGUUAUAUCGUUGCUUGCCAUGACAACCUUCUUCAAUGGGGGUUGUUUUUUCUGUCAAGCUCCUUGUUUUUCAACAAGCCAAAAGUCUCCUCCGCCUUAGCUCUGUUUUGCAGCUUGUAACACUAAUGUAUUAUGUAAUGAAAGAUGAUCUCUCCUCCCAACCACCCUUUGUUGUUCUAUGCUCUGAUAUGAUAAUAAAUAAAUGAUUUCUGUUACUCAAUUGUCUGUUUCAUGUCUGCUGUUCUUGUUGAAACCUCUUCGAUAUGAGAU